Aedes aegypti (yellow fever mosquito) is the source of this 8046-nucleotide messenger RNA. RefSeq names its product bone morphogenetic protein 1. NCBI's taxonomy places the organism in Eukaryota, Metazoa, Arthropoda, Insecta, Diptera, Culicidae. Bases 1830 to 5813 code for a protein of 1327 amino acids. Gene Ontology annotation, molecular function: protein binding. The record is from RefSeq and is a predicted model, not a curated record. The transcript is spliced from 17 exons. Gene Ontology annotation, cellular component: plasma membrane.
AGAAGAAUUGCAGUCCCAUCGAACGGAUCAGGCAGGAGACGGAACCGAAACCGCUCCCCUUGUUGUGCGCGAGAGCCGAGAGUCGCGACCAGUGAAAGAUUGUAAGCAAGUGGAAGCAAGUGGAGUUUCGAUAGACUGGAUAGACGGUGUCUUUCGGGAUAGGGCCUGUUGGAAGGUAAAUUCCACCCGCCCCGUUUUGAAGUGUUGUAGUUCGGUUUCGGGAACUGUGUGUGGACAGUGGAAGCUUUAAGAAACGUGAAACGAUAUCCGGAAACUCAAAGGACUUUUGGAUUUCAGUUUCACCAUCGAUUCGAGCUAGUAAGGUGUUGAAAGUGACACUGUCCAGUGGGGAGGAAAAUUUUCGUGGAAAAUCGACAAGCUGGAUUUCGGUGAAACGGGAUUGAAGAUUUCGGCCAAGGACGAGGCGUGAAAGAAUAAAAGCCAAAACUUAAAUCGCGAAGUUUGAAAAAAUUCGACUGUGUCGAACGUUGGAAUCAAUACUGGGCAGGGUAAAGUUUUUCCCAGUGCAAGGCGUGGAAGAAAAAUCUGUUCGGAUUUGGAUGAAGGAUUUUUAAGAGAAGACAGUGCUUCGGUUUCUGGAUUAUCCCUAAUCCUAGCGUGUUCGUGUACCGUGUUUCAAACAGGGAAAAUGAACACCGGUUUUAACAAAUCACAGUAAAUCCCAAUAAGUCAGUCAAGAGAAAACUUCCUCUGACUCUAGCCCCUCUUCUGCGCACAAACCACAUUCUGCGCACUUUGCCGAAUGCUGUGACCGUUGUGACCCUACGCGAGCUCAAGUGGUCCCUACCAUGAUCCACCGGAAAUGGAGCUCCGAUCACAACCGACAGCGUCAUCGACUUUCCUCGAAUCAGCGGCAAAACCCGGACCGGCAUCAAUCGCUGUCGCUGUCUUCGUCGCCGUCGUCAGCCCAAAGGCAUCAGUAACUGCCUUUGGACGAUUCGUAGCCAGUUCUUGACAGCGGCUGACCGAAGUCCCACUGAAAAGACCUUACCACCCGAAACGCGGGGAAUUUCUUCGGUUUUUUUUUAUCCUACGAUAAUUAGCUCACUCUUCUGCUUCCAUUCGGCAUAGUGGACUCCAAGCUUUGUCGACGCUCAAUCUAGAUCGAAAAUCAACGUUAGUGAAACCGGCGCCCAGUUUUUUAUAAUCUACGUAUUGCGAAAUUAGUGAUUGCGGAACACGGAAACAGUUCAAUAAAACUCAAAAGAUAUAGGAAAUCGGAGAAGAUUUUUAAAGUGCCGAAAUCAACAGAAGAAGAAACAGAGAUCCAGUAUUGAUUACACUUUCUUGACGAGAAGUUUUAUAGUGAAUGGGAAGUAACGACCUUAGCCGAUACAGUUGAUGCAGUUUAUAAAAUAAUCAGUAAAAAUAGCCCAUAGAGUGUAUAACUGAGAAGCACAGUUUGUGUUGUGGGGGAAUUGUUAUACUUAGUGAGUAUAUGUAAGAAAAAAUCCCGAAUCCCGAAAGUGAGACAUCCGUGGUGAAGUAGUGAAUUUGUUGAAACGCCAGUCGUAUCGUUCGAAGAAAUCAAAGAGGAAAACAGGAAGCGUUCGUGAAGGUUGUUACAGAAGAAUACAUUCUAAGAAGGUUUCGUGCUAAAACUAAAAGUUGGAUAUAAACCGUCAAAGGAUAACCGUUUUUGAUUCACCCUUCCAGUGGAUAGUUGUUUGUUGUUGUUCAUGUUAUCACUGCAUGGAAGCACUGCUAUGGAUGAUUCAGGGCUUCCACCUUUCGAGGGGUUUCCCGAUGUAAACAUUUUCUAGGCGCUGUUGUGUCAACGAUUCGAAAGCGGACGAUAUGGGCACAGCAUGGCCUCAGAAGUAUCAUUCAUCGAGAGGACAUGCCAGCGCCAUUCUAGCCCAGACACAGACCUUCUCGCACGUGGCCCCAGCGAAUGCAACGACUCAGCAGACGAUAGUAGAACGUUCGGUGCAGUGCCGGCGACCGCCCUCGCCAACCCGUUCGAAACCGACGAGGCAAGGUAUCGCAGACACAUUUUCACAUGGUUGCACGACAAAAAGCGAAUCCAAUGGCGGCUCAGGUGCGGUCGGUGCAGACCUUUACGGUGGCCCAGUGGACGACCGGAGCUCGAACGCUCGACAAGCACAGUACACCUGCGUCGUCACCGACGCAUCCUACGUCGACGAAACGUGCCCGGUAGCGGCAGAGCUACCGCUCUGUCUGUGGUGGCUGCUACUCGUAAAGGCAAUCUUUUCUACACUAAACAGCCCUGGUCACUGCUGGUCAAGGUCACCCGCGGUAGGGUGGCCACUCGCCACUGCCGGCGACCAGGGAAGCAUAAAAGCGCUUCGCCAAAGUUCUGCAGCAGCCCAGAUAACAACAACAACCAUGAAUGCUUCCAAUCAAGUAACACUAAACAGAUUCAUACGUUUAACGGUAACACUUUUGAUAACACGAACUCUAUUGUUAAGAAGACUAGUGCUUGCCACCGCCGUAGUGGCCCUGCUGUCCGACCGGAACCAGACGAACAAGAUACAACCGAACGCUGCCAUAGUAAUCAGUACAGUAAGACGAAGACGCUGCCGUUUGCGACCGAACUGGCCACAGCCGUACGACUACUCCAACUGCUGCUGGUCAUCCUCGUGUCGACAUCCACUUCCGUAUUCAGCGGCAUCGGCAUCAGCAACGACAGUAGUAGCAAUCAUUUCUCACUCAGUGCCACGUCAGCAGCUUGGCGACGACAAAGACGAAACCGGGAGCUACAGCCCCAGCAGCAACCUGGUGAGGCUGGUAGCUGCAGUCCCAGUAGUAGCAGUUAUGAAAGGAGUUGCAGCGAAGACGGCGAAAACGACGACGAUGCCAGAGAGGAUUCCACCGGAGACGAACGGCUGCUUCGACGAAGAAGUGGCCGACGGGGAUGGCAUCGAAUGCGGUCACCAGGUGCAGGCUGCACGGCGAUCGCAACCGGCGGGGUUCAGAAAGUGGUCCGACUGUUCCUGCCAGCACUGCUCAUUGUUAACAUGUUCACGUUUCUCCAUGGAGCGUCGGGUGCCGAUUUCAUUGUAGACGCUUCGGUCGGGGUCGCCGUUGCCAGUGCGUACUCGGACUCGCGAUCCCGUAUGGUGCAGUAUUUGGAACCCCUGUCCAGACCUACCAAGGCACCAAAGUGUGAUCAAACGUUCGUGUCCCGGAGUGGCGGUCCCUCGAAUGGUACCUUCAGCGCCCCGAUGCUCGCCAACCCGACGAACCAUUCACGCCAGUGUCUGUACAUCUUCCUAGCAGGUCCCGGCCAGCGAGUUGACGUCACCUUCACGUCGUUCAACCUAAGAGGAUCGCCACCGGACGGAUCGGCAGUUGGUGAGCUUCCAGCCUGCGUCCAUGAGUACAUGGACGUGUACGCCGAAGUGCAGUCAUCCGACCCGGCCGAACUGAUCAACUCGCCCUUCGGUGGACGCUACUGUGGACCUAUACCGCCACGUCGUCGUAUUUCAUUAUAUCGUGCUAUUGCAUUGUCAUUUUAUACGGAUAAAAACUCGACAACACCUGAUAUAUUCGAGGGUCGAUAUGCCUUUAUUAAUGAAUCUGAAUAUGAGAUUGGUCAGCCAGUAAUUGGGUCGCCAUGUUCCUAUGUAAUUAAUUUUGCUCAGAAACGUACGGGUGCUAUUAUAUCACCAACUUAUCCAGGUGCCUAUCCAAAAGAUAUGUCGUGCACAUAUCAGUUUAUUGGAAAACCGAACCAGCGAGUGCGAAUCGAGUUCCGUGACUUCGACCUGUUCUUCGGUGGACCGCACUGUCCAUUCGACUACGUCCGGGUGUUCGACGGGCAGGACAACACUUCCGCCGUGAUCGGGACGUACUGCGGCCAACAGAGGAACUUGGUCCUCUACUCGAGCGAGCAGUUUCUGUUCGUGCACUUUUCGACGCUGCAACGAACCGCCAACACGCAGAACCGUGGUUUUAAGGGAAUUUUUGAAUUUAGUGAAAGUUUUGUUAAAUUAGAUUUUAUUCGAGAAAACGAUGGAAUGCAUAUACGAGGCUCCGAAUGUGAUCAGAAAAUCUUAUCGAAAAAAGAAUCGACCGGAUACGUAUACUCGCCGAAUUAUCCUUUUCCGUAUAUACCGAAAGUAGUUUGUAGAUAUUUCGUUUACGGUAUGCAAGACGCUCAGAACCUCGAACGGGUGAAGCUUGAGUUUUCGAUUUUCGAAAUUCCGAAAGGCGAACAGAAGGGCGAUUCCAACUGCACGGAUGGCUACCUUAAGGUCUACUUGAAGGGCCAGGAGGUAGCAGAUGCGUACGAUAAAUUCGAUCACGAGCUGUGCGGUAACGAGAUUCCGCACGCGGUCAUCAGCGACGGUCCUCGACUGGUGAUGGUGUUCAGUUCCGGUGACUUUCAGGGGCGUGGUUUCAAGGCGAAGUAUACCUUCGAAACGGAGUACAAAAUACCGGGAACGGCCGCUCCGGACGGCACCUGCAGCUUUACGUAUCGGAGCACUUCGCGCAAGAAGGGCGAGUUCAACAGCCCUCGGUACCCGUCGAACUAUCCAUCGGAGACGAACUGUUCGUACGUCUUUUUGGCAACUCCGAACGAGCAAGUCACGAUAGUGUUCGAUCACUUCAAGGUCAAAGCCGACGGUGCUAAUACGACCUUUGGAGCGUACGGAGCUUCCGUGUGCUUCGAAGACUGGCUGGAAAUGUACGUCCUGUACCGGGACGGAUCGGAUCGGUUCCUGGGGAGGUACUGUAGCCUAACGGCUCCAGGGCCGGUAGAAAGCCCACGUGGAGCGGUGGGCAUACGGGUGGUGUUGCACACGGAUCAGGAAAACGUGGCCAGCGGCUUCAAAGCACGGUACAUAUUCGAAACUGCCAAAUCGGUGUUCGGUGACUGCGGGGGAAAUUAUUCCGGUGAAGACUCCGGCAUCGUGGCGUCGCCGAACUUUCCCGCAAACUACGACGCUCCCAGCAAGGGGCUGGCUUCGCGCGCUUGCAAUUGGUACAUCACGGCACGGAUAGGGUACAAGAUCAUGCUGUACUUCGACUACUUUGCCAUCGAGGGAGAACCUGCUACUCGGGGUUGUGCAGCGGCCGUCCUACGCCUGUGGCUGUCACCGGACUCCGAUAUGCCUCCUAUAGAGAUGUGCGGAGAAAAGCCCGCCAUGGAAAACUGGCAGUACGUAACCCAAGGCCAAACCGCACGAAUCAGUUUCACCAGUGCGGAUAAGGCCAUUGGUGCACAGGGCUUCCGCAUAAUCUGGACCGAGGUGCAGGAAACUCCCGUGGGGUCAAGUUCUACGCUGUCGCUGCUGUGCGAAUCGACGUACCACUGGCAGUGCCAGAUUUCCGGCUUCUGCCUCUCGGAUCGGUUGCGCUGCGAUGGCGUCAAAAACUGCGGCGCCUCGGACAAUAGCGAUGAAAUGCACUGCACCAUCAUCAUUCCCGAGGAGGAUCACGGCGCUCUAAUAAUAAGCUGCAUAGCCGCCGCCUCGUUCCUAAUCUGUCUCCUCUGCACUCUCUGUCAUCGAAAAAGAAAACGCAGACAUCACAGACAGCUGGGGCUGCAUAGGAACGCGGCCCACUACGACUCGACGACCAGCGCGACCGGGAUCAGUUUGGGUUCCAGCAGGCGGCAUCUGCAGGCCGGUGGUAGCCUUUCCGGCAGUUUACACGGCAUCAACAAUAGCGAACCGAUGCAGAUCCCGCCGGCACCACUGCCACCCGUUAGUGUACCGCCCCAUGUGUGCAUCAACGACACCCUGCUGGAUCCGGACGACCUGAAUGAUGACCUGUUUGUGAACAGCUGCGACCGCUUCGACGACAACGGCGAGUGUGUAUAGCGGUGAGCGAGACCGACGACGGCGAGGAGGCUACUUUACCAACGUUGCAGCAUUUGCCGCUUCUGUCAGCACCUUUACCGGGGACAAUACUGUUGCUCGUUUUAUUACUAUUACCCGUACGAUUACUGCUCCUCGCUGUUUGCUAUGCUGUGUUUCGGUAGCAGCAGUGCCACAAGUGCCGACAGCUCUCGUCGACUAACGAGCACCAUUAGAAACAACAUCAACGAAGACAGCAACUCCCCAGCAAUCCGAAGCCACCAACUCAUCAACGAUGAAUACGGAAACUAUUACCAGCAAAGCUACUAUCAUAACAAUCACCAGCACCAGCACCACUACCACCACCAACAACAACUACAGAAAGAACAACAAGAUACGGCUAUGGCAGGCACAGCAGUUGAUAAUUUGAAAAUUAUUUACUAUUAGACGCCAUUGUUCGUGGAAUUCGUACGGCAACAGCAAGAGUUGUAAUCGACUCAUAGAUCUUCUGCUAUCGUUCGUACCCUAGCAAGCGAAGACAGAGCAGAUAAACAAGGCAUUAACAAUAACGACACAAGGAUAAAACUAACAUUAGAUAAACUAAAUAUUUUAAUUAAAAGUGAACAAAAGGUAACAGUAAAUCAAUUUUUUAUCCCAAUUAUGAAUUAACACAAUACUGUCGAGUAAAUAAUUCAUAAACACACAAAUCAAACGAUAAAGGAAUAAAAACAUUACAAGUAUAGUAAACAAGAAAAAACAAAGAUUUCAUAAAUAAUCGCAAUACAUUAUAUUUUAGUUUAGGGUUUCCAAUGUGCAAAAGGAGAAAUCGUUACAGAGCAUAGUAGAUCUAUAACUGUAACAUAGUUAUUAACGUCAUUGGGGUAACCGAAAAGAACUGUGGCGGUAGAAAUGAAACAGAAACAGGAGGAGAGAGAUAGAAAACCGCGGAAAAGGUGGUGAAGUUGUUUUAUUUGUAUAGUUCAUUUUAUAAGAAAAUCCUUUUUAAUAAAAACAAAAACCAAUUGAGAAAAAACGCGUAAACGGAUAACCAAAAACAAACACAAAAAAAAACUAGGAAAUAUUUAAAAAUUACCGAUUUACACUGUCACAUUAAACAUGGAAAUGACAGACACGAACACACAUAAGAACACAUGACAACAAGCAAAACAACAAACAUUCAUUGAUAUUAGAGGAAAAAAGAAACAAUCACACGUUCGUGAGAAAAAUCGUAGAGACACUCUAAGUAUGAAAGAAAAUCAUAAAACACACUCACACACAGACAUGGGGCAUUAAUUUGUAGAGUAAGCAAAUAAGGGAAAAGUUGUUUUUUAUAUAUUUGUACGAAGUAGUUAUUAGACAUUGAUACAGAAACAAAUAACGAUGUGUAGACUAAUUAAAACGACUAAAACAGAAAAAAACGGGAGGGAGGGGAGAAUCUGAGGCAAGAAUACAUGCAUUAAAACAUAAAGCUCAAUUUUUUUCGGAAAUAAAGUACUUGCGAACAUGGUCUCAAGUUUUUUGUUUGUUAUUAUGGGUAAACAAUUUUCUCGAAGUAAUCGUUUCAAUGUUUCUUUCAAGUAAGCGCAUGGAAUGAACUAACCACUGAAGUAGACAGAAACCAAUUAUGAUCACUCAAGUUUACGCUUACCAUGAUCUUCCCUGUAAUGCCAUAACCAAACGAAGACGAACUUGGAUAGAGAAUGUGCAACUAGUCGAAAUAAUCAAGUUUUAUAUAACCCCCGUAACGUCACAGUGACCGUCAAAACAAAUAGAGGGAAAUUUAAAUGAAGCCGUUAAACCCAAAGGAAGGCAAACAGAAAAUAAAACGAAAACACAGCACACAGAAAGUGAGCCAAUAAACAACAACUAACUGAACAAGUAAAGCAUAACAAUUAACCAUGUAAUAAAUGUGUAAAGAAACCUAAAACAACUAUUAAUUUACCAGAAGCAGGAAAGUGAGGUUAACCAAGAAUAUUAUUGCAAAAAAGUGAGCGUCCAAAGAAUAGGUAACACACAUACAUAGAUGACAACAUGUAUAGUAAACCAAACAGAAAAUUACUUAUACACAAACACAUACAUAUGCGUUCGGAAGCAGGGCUGACACAAACAACAAACGUACGUCCUCGUCAGUAUAAAGCAAAAGUAAUACUCACAAAAAAAAAACCAAAAACACACGCAAAAGUAACACAUUUCAGAUACCUACAUUGCAACUAAGGACAAACGGUAAAAUAAAGCAACAACACACAUAUGCAAACUC